AUGCUUGGCCUUGGCAUCAUCCUGGUUCUCUGCCUCAGUGCAGUUAACAGUCAGUUUCCAAGAGUCUGCACCACUGACGCUGCUUUUCGUACCAAGAGCUGUUGCCCUCUUUGGAAAGACAAAAGUCCAUGUGGGUCUCGCUCGGGUCGAGGACGUUGUCAAGAUUUAGUGGCUUUAAGAGGUAAAGUUCCUCAAUAUAACGACGACCGAUUCAACUGGCCACAGAACUAUUAUGACCAUACCUGUGAGUGCUAUGGUAAUUUUGGUGGCUUUGACUGUGGUGACUGCAAGUUCGGUUAUUUUGGGGACAAGUGUGAUCGUAAAAAGAUUGUUGUUCGGAGAGAGAUCAGAGAGUUGUCUGUAUUAGAGAGAAAAAGAUUCUUCAGUUAUCUGGCUCUGGCUAAGACCACAAAAAGUAAAGACUUUGUUAUCCUGAGCACUGGAGACCGACACCAUCGAGAAACAUAUCGCUUUGUGGAUGCUUCUCUUUACGAUAUCUUUUCAUGGACCCAUUAUUACGCCAUGAAGCCAAUUAUGACAAACAGCACAUUUAAUCCUAAUAAAAACUUUGCCCAUCAGGGUCCUUCUUUUCCUGGUUGGCAUCGUCUGGGGAUUUUGUUUUUGGAGAGGCAGAUUCAGCUUAUGACCGGAGAUGAAAACUUUGCUGUUCCGUAUUAUGACUGGCGAUCAGACGAGAACUGCACAAUCUGUACCGAUGACUUUCUGGGGACCAAUGAUGAACAGGGGCUCCUCAACCCAUACUCACACUUUUCUUUUUGGAGGUCCAUUUGCAGCGGGUUCAACUAUCCUGAUGCCUAUUGCCCUGUGGCGGACACAGAGUAUAAAAUGGAGAGAUUACAUAGAAAGCCGGGCACAACACCCUAUGCACCAAAGCUGCCCACAUUUCAGGAUGUGGAGAAUACACUGAAGCUUAGAUAUUUUGACACACCUCCAUUUAAUGAGACAUCCAGGCGCAGCUUCCGCAAUGCUCUAGAAGGGUUCUUGUCUCCAACAGAUGGGGUGACACUAAGAAGGAGCAUGCAUAACCUGGUGCAUGUAUACCUGGGUGGCACAAUGUCCCAAAUCCCAAUAUCAAGCAAUGAUCCAAUCUUCAUCUUGCAUCAUGGCUUCAUUGACAAAAUUUAUGAACAAUGGAUACUGAGAUACAAUGCUUCCCCAGAUAUAUAUCCAGAAAACAAUGAGAUUGGACAAGGUCCAAACAACUGCACCACUCCCUACUUCCCAUGCAUAAAGAACAAAGACCUUGUCCGCAGUUCUAUAGAAUUUGGAUAUCGUUUUUCAUCAUUUCAAGACAAAAAACAUUGCAUCAAAACAUUUGAAAAUCUGGUGUUUAAGGAGGUUAAUAAAUUACAGAACAAGGUGAAGUCCAAUAAAUUGAGGAGAUUAAGUAAUCCUGUUGUUAAUUUCACCACAGCGGAACCUAAAGCCCUUAAGGAUUUAAAGAAUAAUAAAAAUAUAAUCCUAAAAGCUGCGGAUAAGGGCAGAGCCACUGUGGUGAUUAAUAAACAGGAUUAUAAGAGUGAGAUAUAUUCUCAAUUAAAUAUGGGGAAUGUAAAUGCAAAACUUGGAGAUACCUCCAUGUUCGGGUUGGGAGAAGUCCUGAGCCAGGUGGAUGAGGAGGGCCAUGAGAACCCCGUAGCCUACAUCAGCCAAAAACUAUUGCCUAGAGAGGUGGCCUAUGCAGCAGCAGAGAAGUGCUCUCAAGAAGCUACAACCUUAUCUGUACGGGAGAUCAUUUACAGUGCUCAUGGAUCAUAA
Messenger RNA from Bombina bombina (fire-bellied toad), 1779 nucleotides. Its product is annotated as tyrosinase-like. Gene Ontology annotation, molecular function: tyrosinase activity. Lineage: Eukaryota; Metazoa; Chordata; Amphibia; Anura; Bombinatoridae. The transcript is spliced from 6 exons. Gene Ontology annotation, biological process: melanin biosynthetic process; pigmentation. The coding region runs from base 1 to 1779 and encodes 592 amino acids. The record is from RefSeq and is a predicted model, not a curated record.